AAAACGCGUGUGAAACUGGCGCCGGAGCAAAUUGAAAUUGAAACUAAAUUUAAACUAAACCAUGGAAGCAGAGCCAGUAAUUGCGGCGGAACCCGCCAUGGAAGCGUCCAAGCAGGAGGUGGAAAAGGUCGUCCCCGAGGAACCCGUUGAAAGUGCACCCAAAAAGAGCGACGAGUUUGCUUACCUCGAUGCGGCCGGCUUUUCGUCGGAGCGGUUCAAGAUUGAGAUUAAGAAUUUGCCCAAAUAUUACGGGAUUAAUGAAAUGAAAAAGUUGCUCAACGUUAAGCUUUCGCUGGCGACCAACAAGAUCAAGAUCAUGCGUCCGGGUUGUCCGUUCCUGUUUGUUUGCUUCCGGGAUGACGCGGAACGGCAGGCGGCCAUCAAGGCGAUUGACGGGUACACCUGGAAGGGUAAGAAGUUGCAGGCCCUCGAGGCGAAACCUUCGCCGGAUCCGUUGGUCAAGCGGCGGAAUGAAUCCACGAAGUCGGACGGAGUUGUGUCGGUUAAGAAGCGCCGUACGCUGGAGGAGUCGGUUACGGCGCUGGCUUAUCUGAGCUACGAGGACCAGCUGAAGCAGAAGCAGUCGGAAAUGCACAACGUCUUGAAGGGGUUUGGGGAUGAGGUUUGGAAGAGUUGUCCCACGAUGCGGUCUUACGUUGAGGAGAUGAGGAAGUUGAAUGAUGGACUGCCUUGCAAGUUGGAGGAUAUUCGGGGUUCGCCGCAGGUUGACGGGUAUCGGAACAAGUGCGAGUUUUCGAUUGGGAAGGAUGGGCAGGGCGAGGUGAGGGUUGGGUUUCGCGUUGGGAGCUACUCGAAUGGGUUUUUGGAAGUUGAAUCGCCGGAUAAGUUGAAGCACAUUUCGGAGAAGAUGAAGUUGACUGUGAAGCUGUUUGAAGAGUUUGUGCAAAAGUCGGAGUAUGAUGUUUACAGCCCGGAGACGUACAAGGGAUAUUUCCGUCAGUUGACUGUGAGGACGUCGAACGCGACCGGACAAGUGAUGGUGGUCAUCGGAAUCCAUUCGCAGGAGCUUGGAGAGGAAAAGUUGUCUGAAUUGCGGUCAUCGCUGGUCAGUUGGUUUACUUCGGAGAAGGCAAAAGAGAUCGGAAUCAGCUCAAUUUACUUUCAAACGAUUGAAAAGUUCAAAUCUGGCCAGAACGCUCAUCCGACGACCCACCUGUGGGGCGAAACGCACAUCAUCGAGGAAAUUCACGGCUUGAAGUUCCGCGUCAGCCCGCAGGCCUUCUUCCAAAUCAACACUCCGAGCGCGGAGAUCUUGUACCAAACGGCGAUCGACCUCGCCGGGACGACCAAGCAAACCAGCAUUCUGGACAUUUGCUGCGGAACCGGCACGAUCGGGCUGUGCUUCGCCAAGCACUGCAAGCAGGUUCUGGGGGUGGAAAUCGUGGCCGAGGCCAUCGCGGAUGCCACGCACAACGCGAAGGAGAACGGCAUUGAAAACUGUAAAUUUUACACCGGAAAUGCGGACGACUUGAUCACCUCGCUGGUGCGGAACGCCAACGUGCAAAAGGACGAGGAUCUGGUGGCGAUUGUGGACCCACCGCGUGCGGGACUUCAUAUUCGCUCCAUCACGCAGCUGCGCAACGCCCGCGGUCUGAACCGGCUGAUCUACGUGUCCUGUUCGCCGCAGAGCGCCGCCAAGAACUGGGCCGACCUGAUGCGUCCCCGGUCGAAGGUUAUGCGCGGCGGGCCGUUCAUGCCGAAGCGUGCCAUUCCGGUGGAUCUGUUUCCGCACACGCCCCACGCCGAGUUGAUUGUGCUGUUCGAGCGGGAACCGGAGCAGGACGAGGAGGAGGAGGCGGAGCAGAAGAAGGACGAGACUGAGAAGGUGGAAGGUAAGGUUGAGGGUGGGGACAAAGCAGCUGAAGUUGUUGCUGAAGAAAAGGUUUGAACAUCGAUGAUGUUUUUGGGGGAAGUGAAUAAUUUUGAAAUAACGAAACAUUAAUCAAUUUGAA
Molecule: messenger RNA, 1973 nt
Organism: Culex quinquefasciatus (southern house mosquito)
Lineage: Eukaryota; Metazoa; Arthropoda; Insecta; Diptera; Culicidae
Product: tRNA (uracil-5-)-methyltransferase homolog A
Exons: 3
Coding region: 62-1909 (615 amino acids)
Biological process (GO): RNA processing
Molecular function (GO): nucleic acid binding; RNA methyltransferase activity
Source: RefSeq, a predicted model, not a curated record